AUACUUUAUCGAUAAUUCCGCUGUCACACUGUGUAUAGAUCAGGUGGUCACACUGGUUGGUUGGAAAAAAAAAAGUGAAAAGUGGACGUCGUGAAAUUUGCACAAUCCGAAAUUUGUUCAAUCCGUAACUAACAUCCAUCGACGCUCCACUUGCGAGAUUCUUCACUUGAAUAAAGAAAAGCGCUCAACAUGGCUCAGGAAGGUCAGGAUAUUCCCACUUUUAAGUGCGUGCUGGUCGGAGAUGGUGGCACUGGAAAGACCACAUUCGUCAAACGCCACAUGACUGGCGAAUUCGAAAAGAAGUAUGUGGCCACACUGGGCGUGGAAGUGCAUCCUCUAAUCUUCCACACCAAUCGUGGAGCUAUCCGUUUCAACGUGUGGGAUACAGCCGGACAGGAGAAGUUCGGAGGUCUGCGUGAUGGAUACUACAUUCAAGGACAAUGCGCUGUGGUAAUGUUCGAUGUAACUUCCCGAGUUACAUACAAAAAUGUGCCCAACUGGCAUCGUGAUUUGGUGCGUGUGUGCGAGAACAUUCCCAUAGUUCUCUGCGGCAACAAAGUCGACAUCAAGGACCGCAAAGUAAAGGCCAAGAGCAUUGUUUUUCAUCGUAAAAAGAAUCUUCAGUAUUACGACAUUUCGGCCAAGUCCAACUACAACUUCGAGAAACCAUUCCUCUGGCUUGCACGCAAGUUGGUUGGUGAUCCCAACCUAGAGUUCGUUGCCAUGCCGGCACUGCUGCCGCCAGAGGUCAAGAUGGACAAGGAGUGGCAGCUGCAAAUCGAACGUGAUUUGCAGGAGGCCCAGGCGACUGCCUUGCCCGAUGAGGAUGAGGAUCUUUAAGCGAGAAGUGUAUCUAAAAUAGUUAACGGAGAGGCGGCCGGCCUAUACACUCACACAACAUACAUACCAUACCCACCACAAUCACACACACACACACACGACCACACACCAAGCGUCAUCGUACACAAACACACAAAAGACGGCUCUCCAGGGCCAGAAGUCAGUAGAAUUUUUUUUUUUUUUUAUGAAAUUAAUGAUUUAAAGAAGAUGUUGGAACACAAAACACAAACAAAUAUCAGCCAGCCAAACGUUUGGCAGCACCCGCUUCUGUGGUGUUGUGGCUCUGCUCUAGAUGAACACAGCUCAAUAUUGCAAGUUCCUGAAGCAGUUAUUGAAAACAGCAACAUCAACAGAAGAAAACACAAAACAUAAAGAAGUUGAAAAACAAAACACAAACCAAUAUCGGGCAGCCAAACGUUUGGCAGAACAGCAACAACCCAAUUCAGCUGGUGCUAGGAGCUUCACUUGGAGCCAGCACCUUGGUGGUUGGUGAUUUCCAACACUAGAUGAACACAACUCAAUAUUGCAAGUUACUGAAGCAGUUAUUGUAACCCGCAACAAGAAAAGAACAAAAUACGAAACAUAAAAAAGAUGUAAAAACAAAAACUAAAGAAACACGAAUUUUGGAUUUUGUGUGUUCGUGUGUCUGUGUACCACUACUACUACUACUACUACAACCAAUUUAACACUUUGCUAUCCAAUAAUAUUAUUUCGAAAACAAAACAAAAAAAUACAUCCAAGGUAUAGUCGUCUUCUAUAUCAAUGUAAAUCAAGAACAGAAAGACAGUGAAGAGAGAGACAGACAGAGAGAAGAGAAGAAAGGUUGGCGCGCGCGCCUGCAUGAAAACGAGCGAGAGGGCAGUGCAGAGCAGCGCUGCGCCGUAGUAGUAGUUGUAGGCCGUAGAAGUAGGCAUAGGCGCUGGGAAAAGAACUGAGUCGAAAUGAACGAGAUAGAGAGAGAAGAGAGCCCGAGCCGCCCGCUUAAUCCUCUCCACAUGUUAUUAAUCUAAGAAACUAUGAAAAAUAAACACAAAAAAAACCUUCAAACAACAACACAAACAAACAAA
This is a messenger RNA of Drosophila guanche, 1907 nucleotides long. RefSeq names its product GTP-binding nuclear protein Ran (gene Ran). The record is from RefSeq and is a predicted model, not a curated record. Bases 190 to 840 code for a protein of 216 amino acids. NCBI's taxonomy places the organism in Eukaryota, Metazoa, Arthropoda, Insecta, Diptera, Drosophilidae. The transcript has 3 exons. Gene Ontology annotation, molecular function: GTPase activity; GTP binding. Gene Ontology annotation, biological process: protein import into nucleus; ribosomal subunit export from nucleus. Gene Ontology annotation, cellular component: cytoplasm; nucleus.